This is a messenger RNA of Echinostoma caproni, 558 nucleotides long. The record is from the annotation of a GenBank genome assembly. Lineage: Eukaryota; Metazoa; Platyhelminthes; Trematoda; Plagiorchiida; Echinostomatidae.
AAAAACUCAAGAACAGCAUGUGGUAUCACAGCUUAUUUUAGUUGCGCCCUCCCACCUCCGUUUCUUAUUUCAGUCGACCCAAUAAACCCAAAAGAUAUUCUAUGGGUUAAACUCAAACUCUCGAGGUCUGUCUCACUCCUACGUGGAGUCGUGUACCGUCCCCCACAGAGUUCACCCCUCGAAAGCCAACUACUCAGUGACCAGUUCAAGCCAAUAAGUGGCACCCAUCCUUUCACCCACCUUCUAAUUACUGGUGAAUUCAAUGCCACGGGUCUUGAUUGGCUCAGAGCAUACUUUGGCCGUCCUUUUAUUGAUCUAGUACUAGAAAACUCCUGGACUCAACACGUGGAUCAACCUACGAAGUUCCGUCCAGGCCAGGCCCCUUCAUUGCUAGAUCUGAUUAUAACGAAUGAAAAAAAUCAGAUCAACAUGGUAAAUCUCCUCACUAGAUUACAAACUGCGCACGCAAAGAACCCUUCCUCUACAAGUAUAUCCGUCGACUCCGCGGCACAUCUCACCCCCCUCUCGCCCUCAAGUUACCAGAUGGGACAGAAGUAA